Messenger RNA from Dictyostelium discoideum AX4, 1554 nucleotides. RefSeq lists its product as hypothetical. NCBI's taxonomy places the organism in Eukaryota, Evosea, Eumycetozoa, Dictyosteliales, Dictyosteliaceae. Gene Ontology annotation, cellular component: membrane. Gene Ontology annotation, biological process: transmembrane transport. Gene Ontology annotation, molecular function: transmembrane transporter activity. The record is from RefSeq and is a predicted model, not a curated record. The transcript is spliced from 2 exons. Bases 1 to 1554 code for a protein of 517 amino acids.
AUGGAUAGCGAUAUUGAAAAUAUCAAUAGUAAUAAUAAUAAUAAAAAAAUAGAAAAUCAUGCAAUAAUAAUAAAUAAUAAUGAUGAAAAGAAUCAAAUAAAUAACAAUAAUAAUAAUAAUAAUAAUCAAACACCAAUAAAGGAAAGAUCAUUUCUAUAUAUUCAUAAAAUUAAUAAUGAUGUUAGUUAUAUGAACUUGCUAACAAGUUAUAUUGGAUCAUUUUUAAGUAUUUGCUUUUUUGUAUUCAUAAAUGUUGCACAACCUGAUAUUUUAUCAUCACUUGGUAUUAGUGAUGAUCAACAAGGUAGAAUUAGUGGUAAUUUAUCAUUUUGUAAUGAAAUAGUUAUAGUGGUAGCAUCAUAUACAUGGGGUAUAUUAAGUGAUAAAAUUGGUAGAAGAGGAGUUUAUAGUGCAGGUAUGUUUAUAAUUGGAAUUGGUUUAGCAAUUUAUCCAUUUGCAAAUUCAAUAGUAUGUUUAUAUAUAUUUAGAAUGAUAUUUGCAGUUGGUGCUGCAUCAUGUUCAUCAAUGUUAAGUGCAGUAUUGGCUGAUUAUAUACCAUUUAGAGAUAGAGGUAAAGCAAGUGGAUUAUUAGGAUUUGCAGCUGGAGGUGGAGCAGUAUUGGCAUCAUUGGUUUUAAUGAAGAUACCGAAUCUAAUUAAACAGAAUAGCGAUCUACCCUCAAGACAAUCAACAGAGGUCGUUUAUGGGAUGACUGCCGCUUUGGCAAUCAUUGGUUCGGUAUUGCUGUUCUUUUGCCUACAACGUAAAUCAAAGGAUAUCAAAUUGAUGUGUAAUGAAAAGAAGAAUGCAUUAAAGAUCGCAUGGGAUGGAUUAAAAGCUGGAAAGAAACCAUUGCUUUCAUUAGCGUAUGGUUCAGGGUUUCUAGCGAGGGGCGACAGUGCUAUCGCCACUACGUUCCUCUCAUUGUGGAUCUACCAAUACACUCUAUCGAUCAAUGGUGGUGACAAAACUGCUGCCCUCUCAAAAUCAGGCACCAUCAGUGGUAUCGCUCAAACUUGUGCACUCUUUUUCGCAUUGGUGGCCGGCUUCCUUUGUGAUAGAAUGAAUAGAAUCUUUGCAAUGGUAUUGUUGGCAAUGAUUGGGUGUGUGGGUUAUUUCAUGUUGGCAUUCAGUGAGAAUCCAUUAACAACUCAGUUCUUUGUUGGUGCUUGUAUCAUUGGUUGUGCAGAAACUGGAAUGGUGGUUUCUUCAACUGCUUUGGUUGCACAGGAAUCUCCAACUGAACUCAGAGGUUCUGUAAGCGGUUUCUUCUCACAAUGUGGUUCAAUUGGUAUUUUGGUGGCUUCAUUAUUGGGUGGUAUUUUAUAUGACAAAUGGAAUGGUUAUCCAUUUGCAUUAUUUGGUGUAUUCAGUGCACUUCUCUCAAUUUGGGGUUUAGUAGUUUUCUUUAUCACACAAUUCAAACAAUCACUUGUACCAAAUAGUCCAAUCAAAAAUUUCUUUAAAAAUUUUAUUCAAAAUAAUGAUAGGGAAUUUAAUAAUCAAAAACAAAUUGAUUCUUUAAAAGAUCCAUUAAUUUCAAAUUUAUUAUAA